AGAGGGACCGCCGCGUCUUCCCCGGGGUUGUCCCACCGCCUCCCCCGCCCUUCUUGCCCCGAGAAGUAGUUUCGUCAGAGACACGGCCGGGGCGACGAGGACAAAGGAGCGAGUGCGUAUAAAAGGGGAACGCAGGGCACAGAAGACGAUCACAGGACGCUCAUCUCCUCCUGCCUCCGUCGCCGCCUUCGUCAGCUGAGUCCUCGCCAUGGUUUCCAAGAUGUUCAUCAUUCUAAUGGCAGUAAUGGGAGCUGUACUUGCCAACCCAGCUGCCCCCUACGCGUCCCACUAUCAACCAAAGCCCUUGAUGCCGUAUGCCUUCGAGUACGGGGUGGCCGACUACAGGGGCAACAAUUUCAACCGCAGGGAACACUCCGAUGGGCACAAGGUUCAGGGUUCCUACUCCGUCGACCUCCCUGACGGCCGCGUGCAGACUGUGAACUACCAUGCCGACGGACAGCAUGGUUUUGUCGCUGAUGUUCAGUACAGCGGGCAGGCGCACCACCCACCCACACCUGUGCACGGCUCCUCCGGUUCCUACAGCUCUCACAAGUACUGAGCUACCAACCCUGAAACUCCUGAUAACUCUAAACACUUGUUAUUCUUGUAGCAUUCAGGUGUUUGGAAAUAAAAUCUAAACAUUUUUGUCAGUUUCUCCUGCAAUACCUCUGAAAAAGCGCCAUUCCCUUGGAGGCGAUGCGCAUCAUCCUUCCUAGGCUCUUUCGCA
Molecule: messenger RNA, 727 nt
Organism: Penaeus vannamei (Pacific white shrimp)
Lineage: Eukaryota; Metazoa; Arthropoda; Malacostraca; Decapoda; Penaeidae
Product: cuticle protein 7
Cellular component (GO): extracellular matrix
Source: RefSeq, a predicted model, not a curated record